AUGCCCCCUCUCCGUGCGCACACCAAAUCCCGCAACGGAUGUGAUCAAUGCAGAAGCAGGCGGGUGAAAUGUGAUGAGCAGGGCCCACCAUGUUCAAACUGCACAACCCGCGAGUUAAAAUGCACAUACUUGAAAGUCGCCGCCGCUCGUCGCGCUACAACCCAUCUUACCCCACCCAGCUCAACAUCCAACAUAUCCCGGCCCCUGGGUGGCCAUGGCUUGCCUAAAGCAGCGAUGCCCAGUCCAGCUGGUUUACCAAUCCCGGUCCCGACACCAAUCCAAACAAACUCAUUCGGCAUCGACAACCUCGAACUAAUGCACAAGUUUGCAACAGACACAUAUAAAAGUCUCUGCAUCAGCGAAUCAGAAAUAGAAAUAUGGCAAAUAACUGUCCCAACACUCGCCUUCAAACAUGACUACCUGAUGAGCGGGAUCUUGGCGCUAGCCUCAAUGCACAUCGCAACAACAUGCGAGCCAUCAAAAAUAGUAUCCCAGUACUACGAAACAGGACUGCAGUACUAUAAUCGCAGCCUGACGCCAUUUCGCAACGCGAUCGAUAACAUCACGCCGCAGAAUUGCGACGCAGUAUUUGCGCACUCGAUCGUCAUGAUCGCGAUCAGUAUCGCCUCACCUCGACUAAUCGUCACGAAAGACGACUGCGCCAGUAUCACAGAGAACAUCGUGGUACUGUUCGAGUUGCUGCAGGGUGUGAAGAAGAUCAUGCAAGUCAGCAAGUCGUGGAUCAAACUGGAGUUAUUCUCGCGGGGCGAGUUUUGGAAGAAAACGCCGACCGACCUCGACUCAGAUACAGAGGCUGCGCUGACACAUCUGGCGGCGUUGAAUGAUCAGGUUAUGAUUGGGAUUUACUCGGACCAACAUCGCAUUAAUAAGGAUGUCAUUGCGCAUUUGAGGCAUUGUUAUGCUAAAUUUGCGCGCUCAGCAGAUCCGGCGCCGGUUCUUGCUUGGCUUGCGCAUGUUGAGAAGGGAUUUGUUGAUAGCCUCCGGUGUCGGCAGCCGUUUUCAUUGCUUAUUCUUAUGUACUGGGGGGUUUUGUUGAAGGAGCUUGAUGAGAAGCGGUGGUGGGCGCGGGAUUCAGGUAGAGCGCUGGUUUCGGAGUUGUUCGAGGCUUUAAAGUCUGGAGAUCCGAGGUGGGAGAGUGCUCUUGCUUGGGUGCAGCGGAAGAUGGGGCUCUGA
Penicillium robsamsonii is the source of this 1194-nucleotide messenger RNA. RefSeq names its product Zn(II)2Cys6 transcription factor domain-containing protein. Bases 1 to 1194 code for a protein of 397 amino acids. Gene Ontology annotation, biological process: regulation of transcription by RNA polymerase II. The record is from RefSeq and is a predicted model, not a curated record. The transcript has a single exon. Gene Ontology annotation, molecular function: zinc ion binding; DNA-binding transcription activator activity, RNA polymerase II-specific. NCBI's taxonomy places the organism in Eukaryota, Fungi, Ascomycota, Eurotiomycetes, Eurotiales, Aspergillaceae.